Messenger RNA from Athalia rosae (coleseed sawfly), 3772 nucleotides. RefSeq names its product inositol hexakisphosphate kinase 1 (gene Ip6k). Gene Ontology annotation, biological process: inositol phosphate biosynthetic process; phosphatidylinositol phosphate biosynthetic process. Bases 1761 to 3110 code for a protein of 449 amino acids. Lineage: Eukaryota; Metazoa; Arthropoda; Insecta; Hymenoptera; Athaliidae. The record is from RefSeq and is a predicted model, not a curated record. Gene Ontology annotation, cellular component: nucleus; cytoplasm. The transcript is spliced from 7 exons. Gene Ontology annotation, molecular function: inositol hexakisphosphate kinase activity.
UACUUAGGAAUGGCUUGUAUCUGAUAAGAUAAUUAUUAUUAACCAGGUAUACGUAUGUUAAGCGUUCUUAUCUAAUUAGACUUGAGUCCCUAAAACUCCGAAAAACAGACUUACAAUCUGCCUAUGUUCAGAAUAUUCUCGCUAAGUUAACUUAGUAGAGUGUUUAUGGCCAUAAGUUUAUCCCUCAUUAUUGCUAAUACAUUCUCCUGGCAAGGUUUUAGAAGGUUUCUCUGCUAUAGUGCGCGUAUGGUAGAAGAAAUAUUUAAAACCUAGUCAAGUGUACACACACCUCCUCAGAUAAAAAGUGAUUAGUUACCCUAAUUUUUAUUGUUGUAUUUAUGAAGAUAAUAGAUUUUAUGGUUGUUACGCAAUAGGCUGGAUUAUCUUUCAAGUCAAAGUACUCUUACUUCUAACAGUAAGAGUUUGUUGCAGGGAGUCUAGCCAAUCUGGUAAUACUGGUCAAAGAGUGGAAAAUCGAGCAGUGUUCUCCUUAAAUCCGGGUAUCAAAUAGUUUCAAUUUAUGGCUAAUCAAUGAUAUGGAAACUGCCAACUGUAAUUUACAAGGUUCGAAUUGGAAGAUGUAUGUUCUACAAAAAAAAGGAGUAAAAACAUUGUGGAAUGACUGUCCACGCAUUCGCCAGAAUAAUUGUCGACUUCAAAUACAAAAUGGUUAAAGAUAGUCUUUGUAUUCCGGAAGGAGAUUAAUCAUCGCAUUAUUAUUUGAACCGUAACCAAAUCUGGAAUGUUAUAUCAGAUGGCUUGGCUCCUUGGUUACUAAUGCUGGCGUGUAGUGUAAAUGUAUAUGUUUUGUAUUGGCACAGUGCUGAAGCACUAUGUCAUAUUGAAAAGUAAAGAUCAGACAUUAUAGUGGCUCAGCAUUAUUCAUGUAUGAGCCAAACAUGUUCAGAUACUUGAAGUGGGAGGAGAGGGUUCUAGGUUGUGAUUCGCUAAGUCUCGAACUUAGCUUUGUUAUCUCUAUUUCGGAUAUCCAUGUUUCUCAGAAAUUGUUUUUUCCUUUUUUUAAUUUCCAAUCGGUUAUUUUAUGCGACGACAUUGUUCGAGAAGAGGAAUAAUUUCUUAGGAUACAUGAGGGUUUUCUUACACGAAUUAUGAUUUCAUUUUAUUUGCAUCAUCACUGGUAGUAAUUGACUUAUAAUAAACAGGUGAAUAAAAUUUUCUUUAGAAUUAUGGUUGCUCAUAGAUAGUAGCUAGCUCGAUUUCAUUAAUGAAAAUUUUGUACUUUCGAGUCAGAACAUUCCAAAAUUAUUCGCCUCGUCGCUUACCAUCUAAUCACUGUGGUUAUUGACAUCAAGUCAGUUAUAUCGGUCUUCUAGCUAUUCUGUUAUAAGACUGUCGUACAACUUGUUUUUUACCAUUGACCUGCGUACGCUUUUUGAUCAUUAAGACUGAUACUGAAUAUCAUAUUCAAGCAGUUGUGUAAUAAGUAAUAGAUCAAUCAGACCGGUAUGCUGAUUUACGUCCAAGAUUGGAUAAUGCUUAUGAUAUUUUAAUCAAUCAUCUGUACGCAACGUCACAGGUUACAUGCGACAAAUGACUCACUAGCGACUGCCAUUAAGCAUCGUGUAUUGCAUCGUGUGUCAAAAGAAAUAGUUGUAUCGCUCAAUAGUAAGAAAUUGGUCUCCCCAGAGCCAAUAGUCACAAGGAUUCGUGUCUGGGAAUCGAGGCUUGGCCUGCUCGCAGACUCACUAGUGCCCUGAACACAUUCCAUUUGCUUCUCCUUGGCCAAUGCUCGGGGUGUGAUGCAGGCUUCCAGUAGCGGUGAGGUUACACUAGACAAACGUUACAGUCCCAGCUUCAGAGAUCAAGACACCCGCCAAGGAAAAAGUUCAACAAAACGCAAACGUGAUGAUGUUUUGAGGAUGAAAAUUCAUCGCAACAGCUGCGCAGUGGAUGUGCUGAAACCGGAAACCCAUCUGGAAAGUGCGCCAAACAAACAAUACUUUUUAAUGCUGGAGAACAUAACGUCCCAGUACACCCACCCAUGCAUUUUAGAUUUAAAAAUGGGGACCAGACAGCAUGGUGACGAUGCUUCAGCUGAAAAACGAAGUAAGCAAAUUGCUAAGUGCGCUGCCAGUACUUCUGCUGCAUUAGGAGUCCGCCUUUGUGGAAUGCAGGUAUAUCAGGCAGAUUCUGAUCACUAUAUAAAAAGAGACAAAUACUGGGGCCGUGAGCUUAACGAAGAAGGUUUUAAAGCAGCUCUCUACCGUUUUUUCCAUAAUGGUUUUGGUCAACGAACGUUGGUCAUCCAAAGAGUUAUCACCCGAUUGGAACUCCUGCGUCGUGCAAUCGAAAGACAAAGUAGCUUCAGAUUUUAUUCUUGUUCGCUAUUGGUUGUCUACGAGGGAUACCAAAUCGAUGACUUUUCGACGCUAAGACACACCCCCUCUCUUCGAGUACAAGAAGAAUCCACCGAUUUGAGCUUCAUGGAGAACAUGGCUCAUGCUUCGGACACUUGUUACGACGCAGACACAAGUAACAAUUCAAACGACUACAAUCUCAGCGCUCACGAAGAGGUAAGUCAAGCGACUUUGCACAGGGGAUUUGGUGAGGCAGCUGCAAGAGGGGCAAAAAACACCAGCGGUUUUUAUCCAAUCAACGAAGAAACUGUGUUUAUGGAUCCUCCGUCAAAUUUGGUGAGCACCGUCGUUCAGAGUUCACAAUUUGACGACUGGAUGUUGUACAGCAGCAGUAGCGGGGAUGAGUUUUGCUGCGGACAACACACUGCCGACAGUUCUGACGAUACCAGCUCAGACCUUGACAUCGGUACUGGAUGUGUUUUAAAACGCAACCGACAACGGCAACAUCUUAGAUUAUACGAAAACACUGAAGAUGUUGACCCAGAAGUUGAGUGUUCAAGUGUUCCUAAAAGAUCACGAGUAAAGAACGAGCAGAAAAAACAGGCAGAGACCGAAGAUUCGAUCGUCGAUGUACGAAUGAUCGAUUUCGCUCAUACGUCGUUUAGCCACAGUGGAAGUUCGGGUGGAAGUUCAAACUCUAAUAACACGAUCCACCAGGGUCCAGAUUGUGGAUUUUUAACCGGCCUCGAUAGCCUGAAGCGGUUAUUAUUGGAAAUAUUACAAGAAGGUUGAAAUUUGUGUAACGUUAGAUAAGCAGACAUUUUAAUAGCAACAAUAGUUGAACCAAAAUGACAAAUAACUAGACACUUAUGUGGUGAAAAUGGUUGAUGCAUUAUAUUGCAAUUCAUAUACAUGCAUUAUAAAUCAAAAAACUGAGCAUAAUCGGCGUUGUGUUCGGAUGAAGGAGGGGGGGGAAGAGAAAUAAACUUGCAGUGAAUGUACAAAUUGAGUUCACCUUGAAUUUCUCUGACAACCGUGUGUAGAAUUUAAGAUAUACAUGAACUAGACCGGUCGAUAUAACAAAUAUUAUGUAUAUAUUCAUUCUAAUAUAGAUGUAAUUUUUAAAUUUCGAUCAAAUAACAAAACUUAAGACAUUCGUUAAGAGAUAGUGAUUUAUCGGUAUUGGUAAGACAAAUAUAGUAUUCUGUCCGUACGGACAUAUUAUGCAAAUUAACGCAGUGCUUUGUUCCGGAAGAUGGUGGCCACUAGAUGAUAUUAUUUCAUUUUUUGUUUCGUAAUAUUAAUUGAUAUUUAGAUGAAUUUAAUUGACGAUGAUUGUGUAAAUAAUGUAAAAAUAAUAUUGCACCGAAGAAAGUAUAUGUCUAGUUGCACCACAAAUAUAUCCACUAUCUUGGUCGAUGUAUUAGAAUCAAAUAAAGCUGCGUCUAAUUUUU